Eutrema salsugineum is the source of this 1842-nucleotide messenger RNA. Its product is annotated as transcriptional regulator ATRX homolog. The record is from RefSeq and is a predicted model, not a curated record. Bases 99 to 1700 code for a protein of 533 amino acids. The transcript has 3 exons. NCBI's taxonomy places the organism in Eukaryota, Viridiplantae, Streptophyta, Magnoliopsida, Brassicales, Brassicaceae.
UCUUCACAAAUCUAACGAUUCUUAUUUUUGUCUUUGGAUCUCUUUUCUUCUUUGCGGUUCCUGCAAGAACAGAUUUGGAGAAGAGAAAGCGAUACACAAUGGGCAAAUCCGCAUCGUCCUCAAAGCAAAUUAAACGCUCUAAAGAUUCCUCUAAGUUGCGAUCGGUGAAGAAGAAGAAGAAGACGAAGAGAAACAAAUCAAAGAAGAUUCGUCGGAUUAAAGACUACUCAGAUGAGAGUGAAUCAAGCGGUUCAGAUUCUUCUUUGUAUUCUUCUAGUUCAGAAGAUGAUCACAGGAGAGAGAAGCGUCGGUCUAAAGUAAGCAAGAAGAAGAGGUCACGGAAGAGGUAUUCUAGUAGCGAAAGUGACGAUGAUGAUGAUGAUGAUAUUCGUCAUUUAAAGAAAAAGAAAAGGUCUAAGAGGAAAGACGAACAUGUAGGGACAAAGAAGAAGAAGAAGAAGAAGAGAGCUGUCUCAAGAAAGAGACGUAAGAGAGAUUCAAGUUCAAGUUACACUAGUAGUGAUUCGUACUCAACUCGGGAUAGCGAUGAUGGUAGUGAGAGUGAUGGGAAGAGAAGAGCUAGGAACAGAGGAAGACUUGGUAAGCUUAAGGAUUUGCGGAGAAGAAGUAAAGAUGGGUUAGAGGAAGAAAGUGAACCUGAUGAAUGCUGGCAAGUGGAAGAUGAAGUUACGACUGAGAAGAACUCUCGAAGGCUUAAAUCGAUUAUUGUUGUGUCAUAUGCUUAUGAUAAUGAUGAUAGAAAGGAGGACUUUGGGGGUGGCCAUGAUGGUGAAUCUGAUGAGAGAGAUGGUGAAGCUAGAAUCUCUUAUCAUAGAACUCGUGGUGAUGAAAAUGGUCUUGAAAGUGCUCGCUUUGAUGAAUUUGAGGAUGAUAUCAGAUCAGAAACCAGUAAAGCUUCUUAUCCAGACAAUAGUUUGAAGGAUGAUGACCUGGAAGCCAUUCUAAAGAAAAGAGCAUUAGAGAAUUUAAAAAGAUUUCGUGGAGAGACCCAAAAGAAUGGAAUAUCAAGAAAAGAAGUGUCUUCUGUUUCAGAAGGAGAAGAAACUCUGCAAACUGAAUCUGGAAAAGUUGAAGAGUCACAAGACGAUGGUCUCAUGGAGCAGAAGCUCUGUGUUUCUGCGGAAGGCAAAGAUCUUGAGUCUUCACAAAAGAUUUUACAAGUUGUUAGUGUCAACGAACCUGGAACAGGGUUGGCUGAUUUUGCCUCUCAACAGGAUCAACAGGCCGGUGAUAGUGCCAAGGUUAAAUCUAGUUUCGGUGUUAGCUCUUGUACAACUAAACGAAAGUUGAUUAGACCGGUAUUGGGACAAGAAAGUGUAAGUCUGGCUAGCAGGAAAGAAGCCGCUAGUUGCCAAGAUGCUGAAGCAGAGAGCAUCAAUGGCAGUACCAUUGACAAGAAUUGUCUGGAAAGUUCUCUGGCUCUGGCAACAAAAAGUGGAGGUGAAAACAUAGAACCAACAAAAGUUAGCUCUUCUUCUCAUGCUGAGACUGAGCAAUCAGAUGAAAUCAAGAGAGGGUCUCAGUCAGAACAGAAAACAAUUGAUGAAACAAAAGAUGAGUCACAGUAUGAAAAGAAAACAAUGACUGUGAUGAGGGGUGGAGAACUGGUUCAGGUGAGUUACAAGGUCUACAUUCCUAAGAAGACUUCUUCUCUGGGAAGAAGACAACUCAGGAGGUGAAGCACCGAGAUGAAAAUAGUCUAUGUCGACAGAUUUUUGUUUUUUUGUAUUGUGUAGAAUCCAAACACAAUGGCUGUUUUAACAGUGCUACCAGAGUUGUUGACAACACAAAUUUUAAAUUAUCAUAGACUUGAAAUCUUUU